AUGGCUCCAGAAGCCCACUCCUGCAACGUCAGCAAAAGUUCUGACCAAGGACAAGUACUCCGAUGGUGCAUUCUUAUCAUAUGGGAUGAGUGCACAAUGGCUCACAGAGGAGGCUUAGAGGCAUUAGAUAGAGCUCUGAGGGAUAUACAAGGCAGUCAGGUUCCAAUGGGCAGUGCAAUGCUUCUACUGUCAGGUGACUUAAGACAAUCUCUUCCUGUCAUUCCUAAAGGUACGAGGGCAGAUGAAGCACAAGCAUGCCUUAAGUCCUCACUGUUGAGGCAUCAUGUUAUGACGCUUACGCUAUCCACAAAUAUGAGAGCCCGACUUUAUGGUGAUCGAACUUCUUCCCAGUUUGCUAAAGAAAUUUUGGAACUUGGUGAUGGUAAGGUGCCUUUGGAUGCAGGUGAACUAGACAUCUCGCCACUUUGUACCAUUGUAUCUUCUAUCAAUGAACUAAAGGACAAGGUGUUCCCAAAUUUUCAGGAUAACUACUACAAUCUUAACUGGUUGUAUGAAAGAGCAAUACUUACUCCUAAGAACACCACCAUAAGCAAGUUGAAUGAUCAACUCCUCCAUUCUCUACCUGGAAAUCAUCGAACAUUUAAGUCAAUUGAUACCAUGAUAGACAACAAUGAGGCAGUUAAUUAUCCUACCGAAUUUCUUAACACAUUGGACCCUCCAUGCCUUCCUCCACAUACAUUACAGCUGAAAGAAGGGAUUCCAGUAAUGCUACUUCAGAAUUUGGAGCUGCCAAAACUAUGCAACGGAACACGACUGGUUGUUAAAAAAGCCACAUAA
Messenger RNA from Octopus bimaculoides (California two-spot octopus), 798 nucleotides. RefSeq lists its product as uncharacterized. Lineage: Eukaryota; Metazoa; Mollusca; Cephalopoda; Octopoda; Octopodidae. The record is from RefSeq and is a predicted model, not a curated record. Gene Ontology annotation, biological process: telomere maintenance; DNA repair. Gene Ontology annotation, molecular function: DNA helicase activity.